This is a messenger RNA of Eucalyptus grandis, 1985 nucleotides long. Its product is annotated as cell division control protein 6 homolog B. NCBI's taxonomy places the organism in Eukaryota, Viridiplantae, Streptophyta, Magnoliopsida, Myrtales, Myrtaceae. Bases 67 to 1644 code for a protein of 525 amino acids. Gene Ontology annotation, cellular component: nucleus. The transcript has 17 exons. Gene Ontology annotation, biological process: cell division; mitotic DNA replication checkpoint signaling; DNA replication initiation. The record is from RefSeq and is a predicted model, not a curated record. Gene Ontology annotation, molecular function: ATP hydrolysis activity; DNA replication origin binding.
CCUCAAAUCCGAGCAAACCCUACCGAUUCGCCAUCCCGAUUCCUCAGCAUUCGCUCAUCCACGGCAAUGCCUUCCAUCGCCAAACGAGGCGGCUCUCCGAUCUCCCCCGCCCCCAAGAAUCUCCCGGAGGCUCUCGCCGGCUCCGACGGCGACUCCACUCCUCAGAAGCGGAAGCUCAGAUCCCAUGCAUCGGCCGCCGCCGCCGCUCUCCGCGAGGGCGGAGCCGUCGAUCCGGCGGCGAAGAGAGUGUCGCCCCGUCGGUGCCUGAAUCAGAGCCCAAACACUCCUCCGAAAAGAAUUGAGAAAGCAGUUGCCGAUAAGCCCUCGAAACUGAAGAAAUCGCCAGCCAAGGGAUUGCCUGAUAGUCUCGUCGCAGAUAGCAAAUGGAAUCCGAGAGAUCCUCAGCAGAUGAGCGCAGCGAAGGAAGCGCUUCACGUGUCAACGCUGCCGCCAUCUGUAUCUUGCCGAGAAAAUGAACAAAAGAUGAUUGUGGAUUUUUGCAAGGGAUGCAUCGAGCAUGGGAAAGCCGGCAGCCUAUACAUCUGUGGAUGCCCUGGGACAGGAAAGUCCUUGUCCAUGGAAAAAGUGAAGGAGCUCGUACUGCAAUGGACACAGGAGGCAGGCCUUCAGCAGCCAGAAGUUUUAGCUUUAAACUGCACUUCUCUAUCCAGCACAUCAGAGAUCUUCAGCAAGAUAUUAUCCAAGUACCAAUUGCCGAAAAUGACAAAUAAUCGUACCUCAGCUUUGCAACAGCUUCAGAAAUUAUAUUCAGAGAAGCAACAAUCCAGAAAGAUGAUGCUAAUUAUUGCAGAUGAGUUGGAUUAUUUGAUCACAAAAGACCAUGCUGUGCUUCAUGAUCUUUUUAUGCUCACCACUUUCCCAUUCUCUAAAUGUAUAUUAGUAGGAAUAGCAAAUGCAAUAGACUUGGCAGAUCGUUUUCUACCGAGGCUUCAAUCCUUAAAUUGCAAGCCUACCAUUGUUACUUUUCGGGCUUACUCCCCAGUGCAGAUUGCCAGGAUUCUUCAAGAGAGACUCAAGGUGCUCCCUUAUCCUGUAUUUCAACCACAUGCCCUGGAACUCUGUGCCAGAAAAGUUGCAGCAGCAUCUGGAGACAUGCGGAAAGCACUUUGUAUUUGCAGGGGUGCAAUUGAUAUGCUAGAGGCGGAGCUUCAAGAGUCAACAAGGAGCACAUAUUUGUCGAUGCAUGAUGAGGACAAGGGUCAGCAAGCAGUCACAAUGCCUGAAUUCUCAAAACUGCAAGAAAUAGAUGCUGUCAGGAUAGAUCACAUGGUUCUUGCAUUAUCCAGAACAUUCAGAUCACCAGUGGUGGACACCAUUCAGAUUCUUCCACAACAUCAACAGAUUAUACUUUGCUCUGCUGUGAAACUUUUCCGCGGUCGGCAGAAGGAUACAACUGUUGGAGAGUUAUACAAAAGUUACCUGGAUGUCUGCAAAUCAACACACAUACCUGCAGCUGGAUUUCUGGAGUUUUCUAGUAUGUGCAGAGUCCUUAAUGAUCAGGGUCUUCUCAAACUAGGUCAAUCUCGAGAAGAUAAAUUACGAAGAAUAGCAUUAAAAGUUGAUGAAGCAGACAUUACAUUUGCAUUGCAGGGAGUUCGUUUCUUCCGAAACUGUCUUCAGUAGUGCUACAAAUGGUGGCCACAAACUCAUUAUUCCUCAUCAUGUAACACAAGGCUUUAUUGCUCUUCAUUUAUCUGGUCACUCUAAUUUCAAGGUGCCUUCUAUUUCCCAUUUCAGCAUCAUUGUUACUAGUGUUUCCUCCGUUAAGAAGCUCAACGGAAAAGCAUCAAGUGGAGCUCAAACAGAUUAUGUACAGAAGUUAUUUCAGACGUACAGGAAGGAAGAACUCAAAUCAUACCGGAUAAAAUCAAUCAAAAUUUUGAGUAUAGCUCUGAAGAAAGUUUUAAUUUUGUUUGCCUCCUAUUAGAUGAAUAAAUAGCCAAAGGAAAAAAAAAAAUACUGCA